Molecule: messenger RNA, 3823 nt
Organism: Amoebophrya sp. A25
Lineage: Eukaryota; Dinophyceae; Syndiniales; Amoebophryaceae
Source: the annotation of a GenBank genome assembly
AUGGAUACCCAGGGCGCCUUCGAUAGUCAGACCACGAAGCAACAGAGUGCUACUAUUUUCGGCCUCACAACAGCACUAUCGUCAAAACAGCUGUACAACAUUCAAGGACGGAUCGGUUCGGACACUGUCGAGCAUAUGCACUACUUUGCCGAAAUGGCUGUGGCAGCAAGUAGGCAAGGGUAAACAUUGUUCUUAAUUAUGAUUAUGUCAAGAUGAUGGUUUCAUUCGUGUUUGCAUCAGAUGUCCCUUCUGCAGAGCCACUAGACGUAAAUUGAGUUGAAUGUUGCUGGUAGUUGUUGCUUGUCAAGUUCAUACGAAGGUUGAUGAAGAAGAUCGACAAUUGAAAUCACUCCUCUUCGAUCAACACAGGCAAGCACCCGGCGAAAAGAAGGCAGACCAACCAUUCCAGUAUUUGGAGAUGGUUGUCCGAGAUUGGCCCUCGUUUGACGACGAGACGUGGGAUGAUGACGGCUUGUGCAAGACAUAUGGCGUCAGAAAAAAGCCAGAAGACAGGUGGUCUGUAGACCUCUGCGAAAAGCAAAUGCAGUGGCACCUGGAUCAGCAUUUUGGUACUGAGGAGAUCUCUUUGCAGGAUGCUGAUAAUCUUAUGUGACUGAACUACAGUUCAAUUUCGAGAGCGGGAGAUUUUGAGAACAAGUAGAACUAACAUGCUAUAAAUUUUCUCAUUUUGUUCCAUUUCCUUCCCCUGCCAGGUAACGUCUUCUAAAAUAUAGUAGAAGAUAGUCAUGUAGUAAUUGAAUUGGAAUCGGUAUGUCAGUCUUUACGCGGGUGGUCAACCCCCUUUUCACCCACGCGUCCUCCUUGGGGCGAUCUGCUAAAGCUUGCGGCCCCACCAAAUGUGGAGGCGAAGCGGCGGCAUCCUCUCCUAUCCUAUCCUAUCCUAUCCUAUCCUAUCCUAUCCUAUCCUAUCCUAUCCUAUCCUAUCCUAAUCAAUGUUCCAUGUUAUGAAAUUUUCUCAUUUUAUUCCAUUUCCUUCCCCUGCCAGGUCCCGACGUUAAAGACCGGGAGAGUAUCGAUACUCUCUAUGAGAUGUUCGGGGAAGUCAAGUCGUGGCUCUAUCCAGCGCCAGGAUUGAAGGUACUUACAUACUGAUAUAAUUUGAACAUGUUUCAUCUCGUUCGUAACGGGCAGCUCGAAUGGAAUGGUAUCAACCAUUAUAAUUCUUCUGUGUCUACUCGUUCUCGUACACGUUUACCCAGAUAAAGGUCAAAUUCAAAUAAAGGUUUGCAUUCCCAUUCCGCUUCCCACAGGUCUCCGAAAGUAAAAAGCGAAGGUGGGAUGGCACAUUAGAGGAAAUUGACGAGGAUUUUGUGCGGUUUGUGGAUCUUCAUUGCCGCAGAACUUUCGGUGACAUCCGAACACAGCGAGUCUUCGGUGUGGAUCUCUCACCAGAUACUUUUGCUGAUGUUGUCGAGACACUGGUUGGCGCUUUUCAGGGUAUGGAGGUGUCCCAAAUGAGCAUGGUCGAAGCCAUUGGGAAAGCAAAGAAUCUAGUCUCAAAGGACGAAGCAUCAAAUUAUGGCUUGUCGACCUAUAGUAGAAGAUAGGCAUGUAGUAAUUGAAUUUGAAAGUCAUGUAGUAAUUGAAUUUGAAAGUCAUGUAGUAAUUGAAUUUGAAAGUCAUGUAGUAAUUGAAUUUGAAUUGGUAAUGGUAUGUCUUUAUGAAAAAUCAAUGGUUUUCUACCACGCGACGUACUUCUCGUCUUACAGAGAGAAAUAUUUAUGACGUAGCGACUACAACUUCAUAGUGCUUUGCAUGUUCCUCUCUCUAAGCGCUAGUCUACAAGAAGGACAUGGAUAAAGUCUUGGCUGCGGUUUCAGCAACGACAGGCAAAGAUCCGGAGGAGCUACAAAAGGAGCAUACGAAAGCUUGGAAAAAGGCGAUGGAAGUAUCUAUUACAAAAUAUUUAAACUUAAAUAGUUGGUUUUGACUAUCAUUCUACUGGCAAGGCUAUUCCUUGUCCUUAAUUGAUCGCAAAAAUCUAGUCCUCUCAUCACUAUAUUAAGUUCUACAUUGUGAACGCUGUAGGAUGAAAAUGAAUUGUCCUUCUCCUUCUGCUCCUCCCUCUGAGCACCGUUUUGCGUCGUUUUGCAUCAAUCAAGCAAUCACUUAGCUGUUUCUUUCUCCAGUUCUACGACCAUUCUGCCACUUUCGGCGCCGUGGAGGAAAUCGCUUCCUCCAAAGAAAUGCUGCUUGGAGAGAUCGACUCCCUUUGGGCGAGUUAUCAGGAGGAUAAUAAGCGAAGAAUGGAGAAGGCGUUGACUUCAUUUGCAGGCCUUGUUUGCAUUGCGGUUUCAUCGUUCGUCAUAGACAAGAUGUCAGACUACACCUGCGAUUGGUGGUCAGAUACGUGCCAGCAAAUGUCAAAGAUGCUUGUCAUGUUCUACACAGCCGUCAUCGGAGUGGUGGUUUGGCAGGUAUACUUGGCAACUUGUCAGUUAGAUAGAUGAUGAGCUUGGUUUUCUGUCGUUUGAUGACAGUGAGAACCAAAGUAAUAUCCAAUAGUUUUUGUUUCUGACUCAUCUUUAAAAGCUGCAACGAACAUAUUUCCCUCUACGACAACGAAUUUCUCUCUACCUCCCUCCAAGACACCACUUUAUUCUUCAAAAUACACAUGAACAGGCUUACAAGCUAAUGCAGACCCGUGGACAGGCUGCUGUUGGAAUCGCACUGAUCGAGCUCGGAAAGCAAUGUGUUGUGAUUUCGCACAAUUGUAGUGACAAAGUGGUCUUCUAUGCGAAGAACGUGGAUACUCUCAAAAAAGACGCGUCCAAGGCAUACGAAUUUGUGCAAAAACAGUACGUCCAACCACUGUUGUUGGAUGGUGCUGCAGCUGCGAGGAGUGCUUCACCAGCGAAAGCGAAAUCCAAAGGAAAUAGUCCGAAAAGUAAGAAGAACGAGUAAGAAGUCUAAGGUGGAGGCGUUGCUCUUGGUCUAGCAGGGUUAGACGCUAAGUCGAUAAGUCCUUUAAUGUCGGAAGUGGUCGAAUUUUCCUCCUUCGUAGCGUCCGGUCAUUGACGGAGGAAUCGUUUUGUUUCACCCUCCUCUCUGUUUUUUUUAUCUCCCACGAACGGCGCAGAGGCUCUUCGAUGAAGGCUGCAGUAGACCUGGGAGCUCCCGAUUCGGAGUCUGCGAAGAAGGAUCCCGAUGAAGACCAAUCUUCCACCCCCUGAUCUGAUCCCUGCCUCUGGAAAUAAUAGCUCAGGCAUGAACAAAUAACAUGUACAUGAUUCAACCAACAUGAAGGUUCAACACGAGUACUUCAAAAAUGAAUAUCGACAUUUAAUGUACUUAACCCCAACCACCGGUGAGGCAGGACAUUGCUGAUGCGUUUUGUUAAAAUGGCGGAUCUGCGCAUGCGCUUGUGCAGGUGUUCAACGUAGCGCAUGAUCAUGAGUUUUUGUAGGAUAUCUUGGCUGCUCCUGUUCCAACGGUCAUUCAGAAUAAUGGCAUUAGGAACGCACAGAUGACAUCCUGUUGGACCCCACCUUCACUCCUCCUAAUCCUGAAGGUGGACAGCUCCUAUCCCAAAGGUGGGCAGCUAUAAUUUGGUGGCGUCCCUGCUUCUCUUGUGCCGCGUAGAGUAUCAUAAGAUUGUAUUUCCAUGAUGAACUCGGACUCGCUGAAAAAGUUGUUAAAACGAAAUAGUUGUUAAGACGAACAAAAAGAGAAAAAGCCUCCACGAUACUUCAGCGUUUGUGCUCUGAUAAGCUAGGGCCGCGUUGAAUACAAGAUCAUUAUACUGGUCCAGAUAAUAUAGCUAAGUACGCUAAGUACUUAAUUAUGCAGCACCAAGUCCUCG